Molecule: messenger RNA, 1580 nt
Organism: Pimephales promelas (fathead minnow)
Lineage: Eukaryota; Metazoa; Chordata; Actinopteri; Cypriniformes; Leuciscidae
Gene: slx1b
Product: structure-specific endonuclease subunit SLX1B
Biological process (GO): double-strand break repair via homologous recombination
Cellular component (GO): Slx1-Slx4 complex
Molecular function (GO): 5'-flap endonuclease activity; crossover junction DNA endonuclease activity
Source: RefSeq, a predicted model, not a curated record
UUUAACGGGCUAGUUUGAAACGAAAAAGACGCAAGACCAAAACAACAUAUGAAUGUUUUUGGCGAUUCAAGUGGAAAAGAAAAAGAGCAGGCACUCCGUUUUUAGUCUUUAAUGUGAUGCCGUAUGUAUUGAUUUUAAAUAAGAAGAUUAUAGGAUGUAGUUAUAAAUGGAGGCUUUGUUAAAUAUUGCUAAAUGAUUUGAAAAGAUGACAUGUUGGAAAUAAAAAUCUCUGGGUUACCAGUCCUCCCUCUGCAAAGGUUUUUGAGCUACUGUAGAAAACAGGAUGGUGGUCGAGGUGGAGAGUUUCUAUGGCGUGUAUAUGCUGUACUGUACUAACCCGAAAUUCAAGGGUAGAAUAUAUAUUGGCUUCACUGUAAACCCAGAGCGCCGUAUCGGUCAACACAAUGCAGGACGACACCGCGGAGGAGCCAAGAGAACCAGUGGCAGAGGACCGUGGGAGAUGGUUCUUAUCAUCCAUGGCUUUCCAUCUGAUAUUGCAGCUCUUCGGUUUGAGUGGGCUUGGCAGCAUCCGCACACCUCUCGUCGUCUAUCCCAUGUUGCCCGGCGCAGCCGUAAAGAGUCCAGUUUGCAGUUCCACUGGCGUGUGGUGUCAAACAUGCUUCAGGUGGUGCCGUGGAAUCGACUCCCCCUCACUGUGCGCUGGCUAAAGCAGGAGUACCGGAUGGAUUUUGCCCCUGUGCUGCAGCCUCCUCUGCACAUUCCUCUAGCGUUUGGCUGUGUUCGUGCUAAGAAGAAACCGCAGCAGAUGUGUGAGGAGCAAGAGGAGAGACCGGUGGAGCGGUGUGUGUUGUGUGGGGUGUUUGUUAAGACUGUGGAUAGACUAUCUUGUUUCCACCCUUCCUGUCAUAUGGUUUGUCAUUUGAUUUGCCUGGCUAAACACUUUCUGAAGGCAGACUCUUCCCACCUACUUCCUGUCGAGGGAAAGUGUCCUGGCUGUCAUCACUCUGUGCUGUGGGGGAGUUUAAUACGCCAUAAAAACGGCUGUUAUGGUGAUUUGGAAGAAAUUACCUCCUCCUCAUCUCAGAAUCAUUGGACAGAUGAACUACAGCUGUGAAGAAAAUGUGAUACAGGCUUUUCUGCAUUUUUUUGAGAAGUAAUCAUCGGACUGGAUAAUGACAGCUCAUUGAGGUCAAGGCAUCUACAUUCUAAGAAUUGUGGAAUUAACAAGGAUUUACAGAAUGAGAUCAAGCAUUUCACUCAGUUGGAUCUUUUGAAAUAAAAGGAUCUUCAGACAUAUUUUAAAAUAUGAAAUACAAUAUUUUAAUUCAGCAAUAAUAAUUGUUACAGCAUUGUGUGUAAGCUCAGUCAUGAAGUUUUAAAAUGUGUUUAUUUUUUAUCUGACAUCAUGUUAUAUUUAUUAAACAAUAAAUCAUUGUGUGUGUGUGUCAUUAUUUUCUCCCUAUUCCUUGGUUGCAAUGUUGAAUUAUCACUCAAACAAAUGUUUAAUUUUUAUGGUUAAACAAGAUGGAAAGAGGUGAACAUUAGUAAUAAUCUAUAAGCUGUGAGGAUGAUUAUUGAUGCAAUGAAUAAAGGCUGAAGAAUGAAAUGUGUAAACUGCA